CAAGCAAAAAAAUUUAUAAAUAAAUAAAAUAAAUAAAUAAAUAAAAACAUAUAAAUAAUAAAAUGUCCAAUAUUCUUAAAGAAAUAGAUAUUAAUAUUACUAGAGAAAAUAAUAGCAAUAUAAAAAAAAAUAAUGGUAUUAUAAAUAAACCAAAAAAUAACUCUGCAACUAUAAUAUAUAAAGAAAGUGAAUUAAUAGAAAGACUUUACAAAGAUGUUGCAGCUAUUGCCAAGUCACUAGGGUUGAAAUAUGGUGGGAAGAAGGUUGAAAUUAUAGAAAGAAUUAUCGACCAUCAAAAAGAGCAAUCACUUGUAAAUAAACUUGAUAAAAUUCAAUUAAAUGAUAAAAAUAAAAACAAUAAAAUAGAAAAUGAAAUUGCAAAAAUUGAUAAUAAUCAAAGAAAUGAUGAAAACAUUGAAGAUGCUUUAAAUUCAAGUUUAUUAAACAAUUAUGAAAGUGAAGAAGAGAAUGAAACAGAUGAAGAUGAAAAUGAUCAAAUAGACGAAGAGGUAUGCAAACAAGUGUAUAAAGAAAUAGAAGAAGAGGAAGAUCAUAAUAAUUUUGAUGAAGAAUUAGAUGGAGACAUUGAACAAAGUACUGAAGACUCUGUCGAUGAACAAGGUGAUGAAGAUAAUGAUGAAAGCUCUUGCUCUGAACCAAGUUUUGAAACUGAAACCAGUGUUACUUCUUUCCAUAGGGUUCCAUUAGUAGAGGCAUCUCCAUCCAAAAAAAUCAUUAUUACAAAGAAAACCAUGGCUGUAAGAAAAGAUGAAAAUGGCAGAUUAUUAGUUAUCAAGCACUGUAGUAGUGAAGAGUACGAUUCUAGCGAAGAAGAAAUAGUUGGAGAAGAACAAGAGUGCGAUCCAAGUGAAGAAGAAAGAGAUAACGAAGAAAAUAGCCAAGAAUAUGAUAGUGAUGGUGACUAUUCCACUGCCGAAGAAGAGGAGGUUAGUGAAAGUGAAAACGAUGAAGAGUGCAGCGAAAGCGAAAGUGAUAGUCAAAGCGACUGA
Messenger RNA from Dictyostelium purpureum, 1010 nucleotides. RefSeq lists its product as uncharacterized. Lineage: Eukaryota; Evosea; Eumycetozoa; Dictyosteliales; Dictyosteliaceae. Bases 63 to 1010 code for a protein of 315 amino acids. The transcript has a single exon. The record is from RefSeq and is a predicted model, not a curated record.